Penicillium olsonii is the source of this 3252-nucleotide messenger RNA. The record is from the annotation of a GenBank genome assembly. Lineage: Eukaryota; Fungi; Ascomycota; Eurotiomycetes; Eurotiales; Aspergillaceae.
AUGCCCAUGCUAAACGGACAUGGGCCAUCUGAUGGCUCAAGGCCCACAGAGUCUGGCCGUCAAAAGAUUGUAGUGGUUGGCCUAGGAAUGGUGUCCAUCUCCCUCAUUGAGAAAAUUAUCAAACAGGACACAGACCGGAAGUAUGACAUAGUGGUCAUCGGCGAGGAAUCCCAUGUAGCAUACAACCGAGUGGGAUUGUCCUCAUUUUUCGAGCACCGCAAAAUUGAGGAUCUAUAUCUCAAUCCCACAGAAUGGUACAAUUCUUUCAAAGAACGAGCCUUCGAUCACCAUCUCAACACCCGCGUCACCGCAAUUGACCCAACCCUCAAAACCGUCCAAACCUCCACCGGCGACUCAAUCACCGGCGACUCAAUCGCCUACGAUAUCCUCGUACUCGCAACCGGCUCAGAUGCAACUCUCCCCAUCCAGACCUCCGGCUACAAUGCCCAGGGCGUCUUUGUGUAUCGCACAAUCUCAGACUUAGAACGUCUCAUCGACUUUGCAGCGAAGCAUAAAGGGAAAACCGCCGUGGCAGUCGGCGGUGGGCUACUGGGACUCGAAGCCGCGAAGGCCAUGACCGAUCUGGAGGAUUUCGGAAACGUCAAAUUGAUCGACAGGAACAAAUGGGUGCUGGCACGCCAACUGGAUGCCGAUGCGGGGACGCUAGUAACCCGCAAGAUCCGGGAGUUGGGACUCGAAGUCCUGCACCAGAAGCGGAUAAAGAAGGUCAAUACAGAUGACGAUAACAACGUUGUCGGUAUUACCUUUGAAGAUGGGGAGUCGAUUGAUUGUUGCUGUAUUUGCUUUGCGAUUGGAGUUCAGCCACGAGACGAAUUGGGCCACGAUAUUGGAAUCCAGUGCGGUGACCGUGGAGGCUUUGUGAUUGAUGAGAGUUUGCAAACUUCCAUUCCGGACAUCUAUGCCGUCGGUGAAUGCGCAAGCUGGAAGAACCAAACGUUCGGAAUCAUUGCCCCAGGUAUCGAAAUGGCUGAUGUACUAGCCUUCAAUCUCACCAACCCACAAAAGCCACGAAGGAGCUUCUCAAGGCCAGACCUCAGCACCAAGCUUAAGCUGCUUGGAGUCGACGUCGCCAGUUUUGGUGACUUCUUUGCCGAUAGAGACGGCCCCAAAUUCCUUCCUGGUCGUCGGCCUUCUACCGCGCCUGGCUUGGGAUAUAAUCCAGAAGAUGAACCCCCUGUCAAAGCAUUGACAUACAAAGAUCCCUUUGCCGGAGUAUACAAGAAGUACCUCUUCACCAUGGAUGGGAAGUACUUGCUUGGUGGUAUGAUGAUUGGUGAUACCAAUGAUUAUCUGAAACUCAAUCAGAUGGUGAAGCUCCAGAAAGAGCUCGAAGUACCCCCAGGCCAAUUUAUUCUUGGUGCUCAGAGUGGCGGGGAGGAGAAUGCGGAUGAUCUUGACGACAGCACCCAAAUUUGCUCCUGUCACAACGUGACCAAAGGCGACGUUGUCGAGAAUGUGAAAAAUGGCACUUGCAAAUCUAUUGCUGAAGUCAAGUCUUGCACAAAAGCCGGCACAGGAUGCGGUGGAUGCAUGCCUUUAGUGCAAUCCAUUUUCAAUAAGACAAUGCUGGACAUGGGACAAGAGGUCUCCAAUCAUCUUUGCUCGCACAUUCCCUACUCUCGCGCCGAUUUGUACAACAUCGUUGCCAUCAAACAGCUGAAGACCUUCACUGAAGUGAUGAAGGGCGCGGGCAAGAACCCAGAUUCCCUCGGUUGCGAGCUGUGCAAACCGGCAAUCGGAUCGAUAUUGUCUAGUCUUUUCAACCCACAUGUCAUGGACAAAGGCUACAACGACCUGCAAGACACAAAUGACAAGUUCCUGGCGAACAUCCAGCGAAACGGUACCUUUUCCGUGGUGCCGCGAAUCCCCGGUGGAGAAAUCACAGCCGAUAAGCUUAUUGCCAUCGGAUCUGUGGCGAAGAAGUAUGGCCUGUAUUGCAAGAUCACAGGUGCCCAGCGUAUCGAUAUGUUCGGCGCGAAAAAGCAAGAUCUUCUCAAUAUCUGGACUGAGCUUGUCGAUGCCGGCAUGGAGAGUGGACAUGCUUACGCAAAGGCGCUUCGAGCAAUCAAGAGUUGUGUUGGAACUACGUGGUGUCGCUUUGGUGUCGGAGACAGUGUUGGCAUGGCCAUCCGCCUGGAAGAGCGAUACAAGAGUAUUCGCGCCCCGCACAAGUUCAAAGGAGCGGUCUCUGGCUGCGUACGUGAAUGCGCAGAAGCACAGAACAAAGACUUUGGUCUGAUCGCCACAGAAAAAGGAUACAACAUCUUCGUUGGAGGCAACGGUGGUGCGAAGCCCAGACAUUCAGAGCUGCUUGUGACCGAUGUCCCGGCAGAGAUGGUCAUGCCCAUCAUCGACCGUUAUUUGAUCUUCUAUAUUCGCACCGCCGACAAGCUCCAACGAACAGCGCGAUGGAUCGAGAACCUCCCAGGUGGCAUUCACUACCUCAAAGAAGUGAUUGUGGACGACAAGCUAGGCAUUUGCGCUGACAUGGAGCGGCAAAUGCACGAGCUAGUCGACAGUUACUUCUGCGAGUGGACGGAAACAAUCAAAGAUCCUAAACGCCGCAAGGUAUUCCAACAAUUCGCCAACACUGAAGAAACUGUUGAGAACGUCGAAGUUGUACAAGAACGUUCCCAACAGCGCCCGACAUACUGGCCAAAAGAUUCAACAACACAAGAAGACUUCAAAGGCCAUCAAUGGUCCAGUGUCUCUUGGCAACCCGUUAUCAAAGCCGACCAUUUCUCCGAUGAACAACCACGGGUGUCAUCGGCGAAUGUCAAACGGGGCGAUACGCAGCUUGCUGUUUUCAAGAUCAAGGGCAAGUUCUACGCAACACAGCAGAUGUGUCCGCAUAAACGAGCGUUUGUUCUCUCUGAUGGUCUGGUUGGCGAUGAUGAUGCUGGGAAAUACUGGGUGUCUUGUCCUUACCAUAAGCGCAAUUUCGAGCUUAAUGGCGAGCAGGCAGGACGUUGUUCCAAUGAUGAAAGUAUGAACAUUGCCACAUUCCCUGUUGAAGAAAGGGAUGAUGGAUGGGUGUAUCUCAAGCUCCCGCCAGUCGAAGAGCUGGACUCUGUUCUAGGAACAGAGAAGUGGAAGGUGCGAAAGGGUGAGGCGGAGGAUCCUUUCCACAAAGUCGACAAGAAAUUUAAGGGCAUGAGGGGGAAGAAGGUCCUUGAUGGAUUUUUGACCAAGGUGCCAGCUGUGCAGCCGGCCAAAACAAUCGACUGGUAG